GGUUUAAACAUUUGGCAUUUAGUGAGGAACUUUUAGUCUUUCGAAAUGUCUCGCAACGCAAAGGUUCACGAAUGGGAAAACAAUGUCGAUAUUCAGAUUUUUAGAGAAUAUUUGAGGAUUCCAUCUGUGCACCCUGACAUCGAUUACGAUGGAUGUGUCGAAUUUUUGCUCCGACAGGCAUCAAUCCUGGAGCUGCCGUGCGAGGUCAUCGAAGUUGAUCCUGGAAAACCGGUGGUGCUGAUGACUUGGAACGGGACCCACCCUGAAGAGGGCUCCAUCUUGCUCAAUUCGCACAUGGACGUCGUUCCGGUUUAUGCGGCCAAAUGGAGUUAUCCACCCUUUUCGGCCCACAUGACAGACGAUGGCAAGAUUUACGGCCGAGGUUCGCAGGACAUGAAAUGCGUUGGAAUUCAAUUUCUGGCAGUAAUUCGUGCCCUGAAGCGUGAGGGGGUUCGUUUGCGGCGGACUGUGCAUGUAACAUUUGUCCCGGAUGAGGAAAUCGGAGGCACUUUGGGCAUGAAGGAAUUUGUUAAAACGGAUCGUUUUAAGCAGCUGAAUGUGGGCUUUGCCAUCGAUGAGGGUUGCGCUAGUGAGAAUGAGGUUUUCUACUUGUUUUAUGCCGAACGGGUAUUGAGGCGUGUCAACUUUUAUAUUUCCGGUACUCCGGGACACGGUUCACUGCUGCUGAAAAACACUGCUGGGGAAAAGGCCCGCUUACUGAUUGAUCGGAUGAUGGAUUUUCGAAAACAUGAAGAAACCCGAUUAGCGAACAAUUCCAAACUUUUCAUUGGAGAUGUGACAACGGUGAAUCUUACCAUGAUGUCGGGCGGGGUCCAAAGCAACGUGGUGCCACCGGAGCUGAUGCUAUGUUUUGAUAUCCGGGUGUCCCUGGACCCGGGCGCUACGGCCAUGGAAGAAAAAAUUGAGCAGUGGUGCCAGGAAGCUGGCGGUGGCAUACGGAUCGAGUACGGCGAGAAAGAUCCGGAGCUGCAACCGACAAAGCUGGACAAAUCGAACCCUUUUUGGGUAGCAUUCAAGAGGUCGAUCAACGCCAUGGAACUCGAAAUACAACCCCAGGUGCUUCCUGGAGCCACUGAUAUCCGGUUCCUUCGGGAGCAGGGCAUUCCCGCGCUAGGAUUUUCGCCCAUGAAUAACACACCGAUUUUGUUGCAUGCCCACGAUGAGUAUCUGGGUGCAGAUGUUUUCCUUAAAGGCAUAGAAAUCUACAAAAACAUUAUAGUUUCGGUAGCAAACGUCAAAAGUGAAUCUUAACACAUUGCGGACCAAUUACGAAAAUUAACGUUUUUUACUUGCCGCGUUAUGUGCUACUCAAAUAGAAGCAUAACUCAAAUGUUAGAAAUCUAAUGAUGAAACUUUGUUCUACAAAAAAAAAACAACACCAAAUUUCCGGCGACUCAAAGAUACUGAAAUUGAAAAAUUGGAUCCAGCGAAUUGUUAAAUAUAGAAUAACGAAAUUUGGUGUUUCUAGGCUUAGAUUUCUUCGCGGUCCUUAAUGUGAUAAAAAUAGCUAAUAAAUUUAUGCGCUGAAUAAUAGAACAACACGUUUGCAUAAUUUGGAGAAUUCUUCAGCGUUUGAAAACUUUUUUUCACUGUACUUUAAGCAUUUCAGUUUUCUUUAGUUCAAAAUGAGUUUUUCACUCAAUUCCAUGCACAAAAAUUGGAUCCGGUGCAGCAAACAAAUCAGAUUUGCGUGACAAUAAAGGGCGGUCGAA
Messenger RNA from Uranotaenia lowii, 1733 nucleotides. RefSeq names its product aminoacylase-1-like. The transcript is spliced from 4 exons. The record is from RefSeq and is a predicted model, not a curated record. Gene Ontology annotation, biological process: amino acid metabolic process. Gene Ontology annotation, cellular component: cytoplasm. Bases 46 to 1272 code for a protein of 408 amino acids. Lineage: Eukaryota; Metazoa; Arthropoda; Insecta; Diptera; Culicidae. Gene Ontology annotation, molecular function: aminoacylase activity.